This is a messenger RNA of Aspergillus nidulans FGSC A4, 1329 nucleotides long. Its product is annotated as SRR1 family protein. The coding region runs from base 1 to 1329 and encodes 442 amino acids. The record is from RefSeq and is a predicted model, not a curated record. The transcript is spliced from 2 exons. NCBI's taxonomy places the organism in Eukaryota, Fungi, Ascomycota, Eurotiomycetes, Eurotiales, Aspergillaceae.
AUGAGCGUGACCGUGACUGCAUCAAUGGACUCUGAUUCCCCUUCUCCUAAUCCAUCUAUUUCUCCCUCUACAGACCUCUCGUUCUCCUCCUCAGUCGACCAUGACCACGACCUCUCUGAAACCGACAUUGACAUCGACGUUGAUAUCGACAUCGACGUCGAAAUCGAUACAGACGACGCAACACUCGCCAAGAUACAAGCAAAAAUAGCCCAUAUCAAGGCCCUUUAUGAUUCUGGGAAGCCCCUUUUCCCGCGCGCGUUACUUGCAUGUCUGGAUGCCCAGAUUGACCGCGCCAGUGCCAAUACAAAUGCGAGGAUCGCGAAAGAAAUCACCGAAGAGAAACGGAACACUGUCACAAUUCCAGAUCUUGACGGCACCCCGCAUACCUAUAGCCUCAAAGUUCCCGCUUGGUGUGUUGACUUUGCAACAACAUACCGCAUUGGCUACAGCAGCAUCCAGAACCUGACGUGCAUUCACCCGUCUUUCCCGGAGAUCUCUUUGCGCGACAGUUCCCCGGUGAGUAUAUGUUAUACAUCAUCCCCGGAUUAUGGGGGCAAGGUCUCCUUCGAGCAGGUGGAGGAGCGGUUUAAAGAGAGUGUGAGAAGGUGGGAGGGAAGUCAGACGUGCGCCGAUUUGAGGGUUGGGUUGGAGGACUUGAUAAGAAGCCGAAAACUAACUAAGAAAGUGAGAAAGAUCGUGUGUUUUGGACUUGGUAGUUUGAGUCUUAUCGAGGAAGAGUUUUGUGUUGGCAGGGCGCAUGCGCAGCAUGCGGCUGUUGGGACGAUGGUGGCUGUUUUCAAACAACAGACGAAAGCUGGGAAUGGGAUGAAGGAAAUGAGUCGGGACCGGACUAAGCAGGAAGGAGACAAGAAGCUCAUGACCACGGAUAUUGAGACGGAUAUAGCGGUUGCCGAAGAAGGCGAAGAGAAAGAAGACGAAGAAAUCAGGUGUUACGCCCAAGACCCAGCUUACAGUGAAGCUGACUGGUCUUUGCUGCGUAGCAUCGGAAUCCAACCUCUCGAUGAUCCGAAGGGAUUUUUAGAGAUUGACGAAGAAACGCUGGUCUUUAGUGUCAGUCCCAACGUCCCAGUGAAGCAAAUUGUCGCCGAUGUGCAAUGGCCUGGUGCAAUGAUCUGGAAUACGGUGGCCGAAGAGGAGAGGGAGGCGAGGUGGGAAAAGAAGAUGAGAGACGGGGAGGAGUUUUGGGUAGUGCCUUUCACCACAGACCCGGACUCACAGCGGGUGAGGAAUAUGGUACAGAGUUAUACGAGCAUGCCGCUGCGAGACUCAAAUGAAUAUUUCGGUGAUUUGACAGUCUAUGUUCGAUGA